Messenger RNA from Erinaceus europaeus (western European hedgehog), 1596 nucleotides. RefSeq names its product TPD52 like 1 (gene TPD52L1). The record is from RefSeq and is a predicted model, not a curated record. Gene Ontology annotation, biological process: positive regulation of MAP kinase activity; positive regulation of apoptotic signaling pathway. Bases 431 to 1057 code for a protein of 208 amino acids. The transcript has 9 exons. Gene Ontology annotation, cellular component: cytoplasm. Lineage: Eukaryota; Metazoa; Chordata; Mammalia; Eulipotyphla; Erinaceidae.
CCUUAAAGGAGUCUGACAGCUAGAUGUGUGAGAGUUGAAUUUUUUUUUUUUUUUUACAUCGGGGGAGUUGAAAUUUCUAUCUUUUAAGUCACCAAGGUUGUGGUAGUUUGUUAUAAUAGCCAAUGGAAAUGAAGCAACCAUAAUGAUUAAUGAGCAAAGAGACAAUCAAAAGCGGACAGAAGGUGGCGCCAAGCGACAAACUCCUGCCUAGCGCUGUCUGGACCAGGUGGACUGGAAAGGGGCGGAGGUACCCAGAAGAGGCCAGUGGUGGCCGCCCCCCGGCUCCCCACCCCCUUGCCACGGCCCCAGCGACGGGAGUGGGAGGAGAGAGCGAGCGGCUGGGCCGGCUGGAUUUUGAGCUCUCUCACCUCAGCCUUCGUCUCUGUGAAGCUCGGCUGCUCCCACCGCAUUCGGCCCCCAGUCGGCCACCAUGGAGACGCAGGCACAAGGUUUGUUGGAGAGUGAACCAUUGCAAGGAGUAGAUGACGACUCUGUAGCCAGCGCGGACUUCUCUAGCAUGCUCUCUGAGGAGGAAAAAGAAGAGUUAAAGGCAGAAUUAGUUCAGCUGGAAGACGAAAUUACAACUUUACGACAAGUUUUAUCAGCAAAAGAAAGGCAUCUGGUUGAGAUCAAACAAAAACUCGGCAUGAAUUUGAUGAAUGAAUUAAAACAGAACUUCAGCAAAAGCUGGCAUGAUAUGCAGACUACUACUGCCUAUAAGAAAACACAUGAAACUCUGAGUCAUGCCGGGCAGAAAGCAACUGCAGCUUUCAGCAACGUUGGAACAGCCAUCAGCAAGAAGUUUGGAGAUAUGAGGUCUCACUCCAUUGGCUACUCCAUUCGUCAUUCCAUAAGUAUGCCUGCUAUGAGGAAUUCUCCUACUUUCAAAUCUUUUGAGGAGAGGGUUGAGACAACAGUAACAAGUCUUAAGACGAAAGUAGGCGGGACAAGCCAUGGUGGAGGGAGCUUUGAAGAGGUGCUCAGUUCUACUGCACACGCCAGUGCGCAAAGCUCCUCUGGAGGUCCCAGGCGCCCCGAGGAGGAGUUGCAGUGCUAAUCUGACUGCUGCCACCGCCUCCCACAUUGCCUCCCACAUCCCUUCUUCUCCGCACCACCCAGAUGUAAAGACCAAACCCGCACCGGGAAAAUCGCAAACCUUGACCUUGAUCUUCCAUUGAACUCUCCACACAAUUUAAUAAAAUAAUUCCCAUUUGUACUUGUGUUGAUAAUGGACCGCUGGACCCUCACACCUUCAGUAUUUUUAAAAGAUUAAAGUCAACUUUUACAGUGUCUCCAUUGACUAGGUAAACAAUGAAUCGUCUGUUUGCUUUUGUGUAAUUUCAAAGUAUACUUGCCAGACGUGGAGCUAUUGAAUGUUUGUUUAGAAUUUUGCGUGGGCUCCUUCGCCUUGUGCAUGUUUUUGAACGCCGUGUGAAGAACAUCCCUAUUCAGUUCAUUCCUGGCUACUGGACUGAGUCCUUUCUGAUCAGCUCUAGUAACAGGAAGACACUUCAAUCUUCAAAUUCCUUAUGACCUCCCUAGCAGACACCAACUAUGUGUAUUUAUUCAGGUAAUUAAAGUAGUUGAUUUUACUAA